AACCGAUUUAUAAUUCGGUUUGGACCGACCGAAUUGAAUUAUAAUUUGGUUCGAAUUCGGUUUGAUGGAAUUCGGGGAUCCGGUAUGCAUUAUUUCGGUUCGGUUUGAACCGAACCGAUCUAAUGCCCACCCCUAAGGCUGAGCCAUCGGAACAUAUAUUUUUUAUAUGGCCAUUAGCUACUCGACUAUAGCAACUAUUAGAGUUGGAUACAUCCUAAAUCACGUCGUGGACUAAUGUAUUCUAUGCUCAACCCUCCCCAUAUUGUUUAAGUCGUUUGCUUACCGUGAAGAAUCUGGAAAUCCGCAACACAUUCGUUUUUGAGGAUACUCAAGUACCACCAUCCGUACUCCCUGCUCAAUUCGCUCACCAAAUUCAAGAAUUCUCAUCGACCCUUCCUCCUCCUCCUCCCUACAAAGUCUUGAAUUAUAUCUUCUCCUCCACUUAACCGCCUCAUACUCAACUUCGACAUUGUUGUUCAUCCUUAUCGAGACUGUACUAUGAGCUUGGUGGUGAAAUCCACAUUUGACCGUCAACGCCUCACUAUCGAUUUCAGCAUCCUGAGAUUGUGAACCCAUACAUGGCCGAACUGCUAGCUGCUAGAGACGGUAUGCUCUUGAUUCAUAACAUCAACCUCUAGGAGUCACAUUUACAGGAGAUUCUGAGGUCGUCAUUCACCAACUUCUCGAAGGGGUAGAUUCUAAUGUAAUUAGAGGACGAGUGCUCAGAGUGCUUGCAAAUGGUAGCUAUUUUAGACAUAAGUUUCAGAGUUUUGUGCUAAUCCUAGGACUGCCAAUUGUGUUGAUUGGUGAGAAAACAUAUUUCUUUGUCUAGUUUAGAGUUGCCUACCAUUUUUUUUCCUUUUAUUGUGAGAGGAGGUUCUAAAGUAGUCACUUUUUUCGUAUUAUAUUAUCAUACCUCGAUUAAAAAAGUAAAGAAGCACCAUGCCUCAUAAUCAAUGCGGUUCGAUUUUCACUUUGUGCAGCGUGAUCUACUAAACCUGGGGAGUACCUGUACAAGACACAACAUCGGGAGACUUCGUCCCCGGCACUCAGGCAUGCGUCCGGGAACACACAAACGGCGUCGAUGGAGAUUAAACUCAGAACCUCUCACAUCCUGAGCCAACCAGACCAACGGUUUCACCGCUAGACUAUAUUACCUUUCACAAUUAAGUAGGAUUCAUUGAACAUAUAUUUUGUUCAGUGUAAUUUGGAAACCAGUCUAAUUUAAAGUUUGAUCGGAUUUCAAACCGAACUGAAUCAUACUCACCAAUCUCUUCAAAAAGUCAAUCGAGUCACUAAUAUGCCCACAAGGCCCAAUGAAGGAAGCCCAAUUCCACUCCCGUGAGAUCGGGCUUCCUGAAGCCCACAAUGGCUACUCCACCUAUAAUUUAGUGUCCGUGAAGAAAUAAAUCUCUCCACGUUUCUCUGUUCUUUGGACUCUCUCUCUCUCUCUCUCUCUUCUUCCCAGCCUAGAAUUCACGAGGGUCGCUGUUUGUGACGUAGCUUCAUCAUCCGGCAGAACUACAAUUCUCUCUCUCCGCUCAACAGAGUUCAAUCAUCACUCUCAGAUCCGAAGCAAACCGUAAAAAAUGGCGUCGACAUUCAGCGGCGAUGAGACUGCUCCUUUCUUCGGCUUCCUCGGUGCUGCUUCCGCGCUCGUCUUCUCCUGCAUGGGAGCUGCCUAUGGAACGGCCAAGAGUGGAGUCGGAGUGGCGUCGAUGGGAGUGAUGAGGCCCGAGCUGGUGAUGAAAUCCAUUGUUCCAGUGGUUAUGGCUGGUGUGUUGGGUAUCUACGGCUUGAUUAUUGCUGUGAUCAUCAGUACCGGGAUUAACCCUAAGGCCAAAUCUUACUACUUGUUCGAUGGAUACGCUCAUCUCUCUUCCGGCCUCGCUUGUGGUCUUGCUGGUCUUUCCGCCGGUAUGGCUAUCGGCAUCGUCGGCGAUGCUGGAGUGAGGGCUAAUGCACAACAGCCAAAGCUGUUCGUCGGGAUGAUCCUCAUCCUCAUUUUCGCCGAAGCGCUGGCUCUGUACGGGCUUAUCGUCGGCAUCAUCCUCUCAUCCCGAGCUGGACAAUCCAGAGCCGAGUGAAGAAACAGAGAGCCCGGCACCACUCCUUUCUCCCAUGGGUGAUUGUAUCUUUUUCUUGCCUUAUUAUUAUUACUGAGUCAUUUGAUAUUUUAGACUCCCUGAGAUUUUUGUUUAGCUUUCAGUCGGUGUACUGCCCAAACAGUUCUGAGUAUUACUUCUCCUUAUCUUGGUAAUUGUACUACUAGAUACGGUUUGCCUCUGUCGUAAUAAGUUUCUCUUCUGCUUCUGCUCUUGAUGCUGCUGUAUUUCUCUGGAUUAGAGCUUGAAUUUGUUCAUGAAACUCCCCGUAGCGUUUAUGCUGCCACAAUAAUAUAGCUAUCGAAGAUGCUCGACUUCUGAGUAUUACUAAUGGUGUGGAUGCAUUAAGAUGGCUGUGACUUGUGAGAGUAUGUCGUAGGAGCAGAGGGAGGGGCAGAACCAGCUCACUGGUCGCACUGUACAACCCACGGUUACAUUUGUGUUGUGGCAUCCGAAUUUACAUAUGGAAUGAGAGCUCAAUGACCCAUCGAUACUGGCGUAGUGUUAGUCGUUGGUAAUGUGAGCCAUAACCCGGAGCGAACCAAACCAAAAAGGUAAACGAGUUGUAAUGGAUAGGGGUGGUAAACGGUAAUUCGGUAAACGGUUUACCGUUUUACCGAACCGGUAACCGGCGGUAAACGGUAAACCAUUUACUGGCGGUAUCGGCAGCCGAGCGGGAAGUUGGGGGAGUCGGUUUACCGGACACGUAUCGGUAAAUACCGACGGUAAAUCGGUAUUACCGAUACCGAAUCCCCCCUCCCUACUCCCUAUUGCUGCGCUGCGUUUUGUUGCUUUACCCCCAAAGAUAUAAAAUAUUACAUACAUGAAUGUAAGUGUUGGCCUCAAAAAUAUUGUAAAUAAGAGUUAAUAAUAAAUUAUUAAUUACAAAAAUGAUGAAAAAAACUAAAAAAAAAUUAAAAUAUUACAACAUCACCUCACUUCCAGAAAUUCGGUUCGGUAAAUAUUCGGUAAACCGACCGAAAAACCGCCUGAAAUCGCUUCUCAUGGUAUUUCGGUAAUACCGGUUUGUAACCGUUUACCGGUAAUUCGGUAAUCGGUAAACCGGUACAAACCGGUAUCGGUAAUCGGUAACCAGUUUGGCCAACUUCGGUAUACCGAAACCGGUAAAUUCGGUAAACGGUAAAUUGUUUACCGACCGAAUCCCAUCCCUAGUAAUGGAUGAUAUAAAAUAAUUUUCUUCAAAUUUUCAAAAUUCGGGUUAAAGUGAAGAAGAUACAAGCUAUUUAAAUGCCGGUCUUUUUAUCUUAACUCCAAGAUUUGAUGCCAGUCAAAAUCAGUGGACCAGAUCUAGUAAUGAUAAAUGCAUUAACUAAUGAUAAAUGAAGGUGACCAAUCUUUCUGGAGCCUUAUCGCCAACGGUCAACAACUUCCAGAGCAACAGUCUAGUCCAAUCUGGAAACGAAUAUUGAAGCUGCAAGUCUUUGAGAGAGUUAGGGUUUUCAUUUGGAUGGCAGCCCGGCAAAAGCUAACCACGAACAACAUCAGGAAAUUUCGACACUUAACGCAGGAUGAUUCUUGCCCUGAAUGCAUCAACGUUGGCGAAACGAACCUUCACUGUCUGAGAGAUUGCAGAAAGGCUAAAUCAGUCGGGAAUAGAAUUCUGGAGCAACAACGAAAAUAAAACUUCUUCAACACCAGCUGUGACGAGUGGCUCAAAGCAAACAUCAUGGAUGAUUCAACUGGAAAUUGGCCAGGACAGUGGAACAGCUUCUUCAGCUUAAUUCUCUGGUACCCUUGGAAGUGCUGGAAUGAAGGUAUUUUCAAGGG
This is a messenger RNA of Linum trigynum, 3893 nucleotides long. Lineage: Eukaryota; Viridiplantae; Streptophyta; Magnoliopsida; Malpighiales; Linaceae. The record is from the annotation of a GenBank genome assembly.